AUGGGUUGCCACAUUGAAGGCGGGUGCUUAUCCACACGAAGUGACGCAAAAUCCCCCCUGCCGAUCAAAGGCGACGAGUCUGAGCGAUGCCUACUCCCAAUACCUCAACAGCUACGCGCCAGCCCGUCAGCUUCUUCAAGCCCCUGGACUGCUCGAGGGGCAACACCACGGCAGCGGCGGCGAGGUGAGUGUGAGAGCGCACAUGUUGUGCGGUCCCGACUGACGCGCUUCCAGUUGCGCAUUGACAAAGGGGCACCAAGUCUUGACCUGUGCCUUACAACACCGGCCCCGACCUACGAGAACGAGUGCCCCCAGGGUUCGGUCUGGGUGCCUUACAUGAAACGACGCGUGAAGUGUGAUGAAGCGAAACCUUUCUGCCAACGAUGCGUCAAGUGGCAGGGCUUCUGUGACGGCUACGAUUUAUUUGCCCGUGCGGCGGCAGCAGCUGACGCCGCUCGAAGUCUAGCACCGGCAGCACAGCGACUGAGACGGCUAGCCCCGGCACCUGCACAUCUUGACAGCCGUAUACUUCUGGAGCCCACGGAAUGUCGGCGCCAUCGGCAAGUCCCUUCACAAGGGGUUCGUGCCGACAACGCACCAAGAAAUGGCAGCCCACGGCCCGCGUACGGACAGGCCCUGUCGUACUACGGUCGGGCGCUGAGCGACGUGCGGCGCGCCACGGCGGACCCGAGCUCGCUGAGGGCGACGGUCGUGUGCUGCCUGCUCUUCGUCUGCUUCGAGGUUCUGCACACGGACUGCCGAGCGGCGUACGCUCACCUUGACAAUGGACAGUUGCUGAUGCACGAGAUGACGAUGCGGGCCCGUUCGUCGGGCAUCAAGUCGAACAUUGUCGAGUCGGAAGCGCUGGAACGUGACUUUCUCCAGAUAUUCCAGCGACUCAUCCACCAGACAUGGUCGUACGGGGUGAUCCGGCCGCCUCUGAUGGCACAGAUCGAGGCGCAGGCGGCACCCAGGAAACCGCAGACCAUGUGGUGCUGUCGCGGUGGGCCCAAGAACCACCACGUCAUCGAGAACAUGCCCGACUCGUUCGACGACUUUUCCGAGGCGCGACGGUGGUGGGAGGUGACGCAGCACGCGGCCACACAUACGUCCCACGUCGUCUUCCGCGUCAGCCACAACGGCCUGGGCUCGCUGUUCAGCGGAAACUCGGAGUCGAUCAAGAUGGCCAUGGAGGAGGCCACGUACGGCCACAUGGCAACGGAAGACGACCUCUUCGGCAACAGGCAUGCGCGCUCGCGGCAUCAUGUCGACUCUGUCGAGCGCUGGUGGCUGGCGUUCAGACCACUCUGGGAAGCCGUUCAGGCGGUCAAGGACCAGGACAAAGCGCGGUAUCUGCAGGGCGCGCACUUGCGGGUGCAGUACCUGAAUCUGUAUGCAAGCGUCAUGUCGCCUCUGGGAUGUGACUUCCCAAGCGUUGUGGCCAUGACGCCGAUCUACAGCGAGAUUGUCAGUCUGUCCAGCGAGAUCCUGCCGCGGCAGCGAGACAUGUUUGGCGCCGUCACGCAGGGCGACAUCUUCUCGAUGGAUGCCGCCGUCACGUUCCCACUCUUCCAGGCGAGCAUGCGCUGUCGAGACGCCAAUGUGCGCGAGGCAGCGAUACGACUGCUUCAGGAGAACCCCAGACGCGAUGGCAUGUGGGACAGCCGCAUGUUCGAAGCGUUGGUGGUGCAGAACCGCACGCUCGAGGUGGAGAAUGCCAGAGAAGGAAGCCUUGAAGAGCAGUGGUCGAGGUUACAGCAGAGGAGGGCUCAUCUGGAUGAAGAGGGGACGCUCAAGACCAUUGGGCUGUUGAAGGAUGUUGCAGCUGGCAAGUGGAGGCUGCAGCAGGAGGCUGUAGGGAGGUUUCUGUAUGACUAG
Messenger RNA from Verticillium alfalfae VaMs.102, 1878 nucleotides. RefSeq lists its product as hypothetical. NCBI's taxonomy places the organism in Eukaryota, Fungi, Ascomycota, Sordariomycetes, Glomerellales, Plectosphaerellaceae. Gene Ontology annotation, biological process: regulation of DNA-templated transcription. The transcript is spliced from 4 exons. The record is from RefSeq and is a predicted model, not a curated record. The coding region runs from base 1 to 1878 and encodes 625 amino acids. Gene Ontology annotation, molecular function: zinc ion binding; DNA-binding transcription factor activity, RNA polymerase II-specific.